UAAGCGUACUGAGGUGGACUGGAACAACUUCUGUAGAGAAGUUGAGGUCUUCAGUUCAUUCCAGACGCAUUUGCAAAUAGGCGGCCCUGGUAAAAUUGUCGAGAUCGGCGAGUCCAAAAUUGGAAAGAGGAAGUUUCACCGUGGCCAUGUAAAUGAGGGGCAAUGGGUUUUCGGCGGUAGUGAACGGGAAACGAAUAAAUGUUUUAUUCUUACCGUUGAAGACCGCUCGAAACAAACCUUGCUGUCCCUCAUUAAAAAGUAUGUAAGACCCGGUUCUGUUAUUAUUUCCGAUUUUUGGAAAAUUUAUGACACCUUGCUUGAGGAGGGGUACACCCAUCAAAAAGUCAACCAUUCGGAGCAUUUUGUGGAUCCCGAAACGGUGCAACAUAUCAACACUAUAGAGGGUUUGUGGCGCCACCUCAAGGUAUCACUUUAUGCAUAUAACCGAAGAAAAAGAUUUUUCAACGGUUAUAUUCAGAAAUUUAUUUUCUUGAGGUGGUGCAAUGCUUACCAGAAAAAUCCUAAAUAGUACCGUUAAAAAUUAUUUAGUUUUUAAUUACAAUGGAACGUGUUGAAAAUUUAAAAAUAUACAAAAUUUUUGAUUUGAAACGCAGUGGAAGUUUGUCAGAAGGUACCCUUCGCCAAUUGCAAACGUGGGGACAAAUUCCCAAUAUUGAUACGUUAAAUUGCAAUCGCGGACGUUGCAUGGAGUUGUGUCCUUAUGUUGAUUGUUGUGAUGGGUGGAUUUGGAGGUGUCAAAAGAAGCUUCGGGGCCGUCGACCAUGGAGAUGUAAUCUGAAACGUUCCUUACGAAAAGGAACAUUUUUUUGAUAACUCACAUCUCUCUAUUUGUCAAAUUAUUGUCUUUAGCUCUAUGUGGAUUGAGAGUGGAGGCCCUAUUAAUGGCAUAUUGCGAGAGAAAUAUGGUGGACUGGAACAACUUCUGUAGAGAAGUUGUGGUCUUCAGUUCAUUCCAGACGCAUUUGCAAAUAGGCGGUCCUGGUAAAAUUGUCGAAAUCGACGAAUCCAAAAUUGGAAAGAGGAAGUUUCACCGUGGCUAUGCUGUUGAGGGACAAUGGGUUUUCGGCGGUAUUAAACGGGAAACGAAUAAAUGUUUUAUUGUUCCCGUUGAAGACUGCUCCAAACAAACCUUGCUGCCCCUCAUUAAAAAAUGUAUAAGACCCGGUUCUGUUAUUAUUUCCGAUUUUUGUAAGGCUUAUUACACUUUGGAUGAGGAGGGGUACACCCAUCAAAAAGUCAACCAUUCGGAGCAUUUUGUGGAUACCGAAACGGGGCACCAUACCACUAUAGAGGGUUUGUGGCGCCGCCUCAAGGUAUCACUUUCUGCAUAUAACCGAAGAAAAAUAUUUUUCAACGGUUAUAUACAGAAAUUUAUUUUCUUGAGGUUGUGCAAUGUUAACCAGGAAAAUCCAUUUGAGGAAUUCCUGCUGGACAACUUUACGACCCCACAAACCCUAAAGUUGAAAACAAAGGAAUUCCAGAUGAAUCUAUCGGAACCCUCUAUAGUAUUGGAAGUGAGUGCUUCUGAGGAGUCCGAUAGCUCCGAGGAUGAGGAAGCACCACCGAAAAAAGAAGGCGCACUUAACAUAAGUUAAUUUAAUUGUUAAAUUUUUAUUGUUUAAUUUUGUUAUUCUUAAUUUAAGCUUUGUUUAAUUUUCAAUUUUUUUAUACCCUCCACCAUACUAUGGAGGGUAUAUUAAUUUUGUCAUUCCGUUUGCAACUCCUCGAAAUACUCAC
Musca domestica (house fly) is the source of this 1758-nucleotide messenger RNA. RefSeq lists its product as uncharacterized. Lineage: Eukaryota; Metazoa; Arthropoda; Insecta; Diptera; Muscidae. The record is from RefSeq and is a predicted model, not a curated record. The transcript is spliced from 4 exons. The coding region runs from base 903 to 1616 and encodes 237 amino acids.